Messenger RNA from Rana temporaria (common frog), 2236 nucleotides. RefSeq names its product SET domain containing 3, actin histidine methyltransferase (gene SETD3). The transcript is spliced from 15 exons. The record is from RefSeq and is a predicted model, not a curated record. Bases 327 to 2120 code for a protein of 597 amino acids. Gene Ontology annotation, biological process: actin modification; peptidyl-lysine dimethylation; positive regulation of transcription by RNA polymerase II. Gene Ontology annotation, molecular function: histone H3K4 methyltransferase activity; histone H3K36 methyltransferase activity; protein-L-histidine N-tele-methyltransferase activity. NCBI's taxonomy places the organism in Eukaryota, Metazoa, Chordata, Amphibia, Anura, Ranidae.
GUGUGGGGAAGGGCUGAGAGGCGUUGGGCGCUGGCGGAGGAAGGUUAGGGUGUGCGGGGUUCUUCUCUCCAUCCUGCCAGGCGCUGUCUUCUGGCCUCACCCCCGCUGAGGAGCUUCUGGAGGCAUUGGAGGGCCGCGGGGGGAGACAGGAGCAUUAUGACAGUUGUGAGCGCUGAGCUGAGACAGAUGGGACAGCUUUGGUAGGGGCUCCAGGCUGACACUUCUGCUUUGAGAGGAAGAGGCUACAGAACCACCAGCUGUACCUGAGAGGUGCUCCGGGACUUCAUCGCAGGAUCUCAAUUUAGCAAGUAAAGGCAGAUCCAGAGAUGGGGAAGAAGAGCAGGGUGAAAACCCAGAAGUCGGGAGGUACCGGGGCAGCAGCAGCUGUGUCCCCGAAGGAGAUGAUGAACCUGAUCAAUGAAUUACUGCAGAAGUGCAGUAAUCCCAGUUCUGCUCCGGGGAGAGAGUGGGAAGAAUAUGUGCAGAUCCGCAGCCUUGUUGAAAGAAUCCGUAAAAAGCAGAAAGUCGGCUUGUCCAUUGUGUUUGACGGGAACAGAGAAGAUUAUUUCCAUGAACUUGUUGAGUGGGCAAGAACAAAUGAGGCAUCAACAGAAGGAUUCGAACUUGUAGAGUUUCCUAAUGAAGGCUUCGGACUGAAGGCUACAAGAGAGAUAAAGGCUGAAGAGCUGUUCCUCUGGGUACCAAGGAAGUUAUUAAUGACUGUGGAGUCUGCUAAGAAUUCAGUGCUGGGAUCCCUGUACUCGCAGGACCGGAUUUUACAAGCAAUGGGGAACAUCACCCUCGCCUUCCACCUGCUCUGCGAAAGAGCGGAUCCCGGUUCCUUUUGGCUGCCCUACAUAAAGACGCUCCCCAGCACGUAUGACACUCCUCUGUAUUUUGAGGAGGAUGAAGUUCACUACCUGCAGUGUACACAAGCCAUACAUGAUGUAUUCAGCCAGUACAAGAACACUGCACGGCAGUAUGCCUACUUCUACAAAGUCAUUCAGACUCAUCCUAAUGCCAGCAAGCUGCCACUAAAGGACGCUUUCACGUUUGAUGACUACAGAUGGGCCGUGUCCUCCGUCAUGACGCGUCAGAAUCAGAUCCCUACGGAGGAUGGUUCACGGGUGACUCUGGCAUUAAUUCCGCUCUGGGACAUGUGUAACCACACCAAUGGCCUGAUAACUACCGGUUAUAAUUUAGAGGAUGACCGAUGCGAGUGCGUGGCGUUGCAGGAGUUUAAAGCCGGAGAACAGAUUUACAUUUUUUACGGCACUCGGUCAAACGCAGAGUUUGUCAUCCAUAACGGAUUCUUCUUUGAAAACAACGCUCAUGACCGGGUGAAGAUAAAGCUGGGCGUCAGUAAGAGCGACAGGCUGUAUGCCAUGAAGGCCGAGGUCCUAGCACGGGCCGGCAUCCCGACGUCCAGUGUGUUUGCUCUGCAUGUCACAGAGUCUCCGAUAUCUGCUCAGCUGCUGGCCUUUCUGAGAGUCUUCUGCAUGAGUGAAGAGGAGCUGAAGGAACACUUGAUUGGAGAGCAUGCAAUCGAUAAGAUCUUCACUCUGGGGAAUAGCGAGUUUCCGGUCAGUUGGGACAAUGAGAUCAAGCUGUGGACUUUCCUGGAGGCGAGAGCUUCGCUGCUGCUGAAGACCUACAGAACCACCGUAGAGGAGGAUAAACACCUUUUAGAGCAUGGCAACCUAUCGCCUCACUCAGCAAUGGCUAUCAAGCUGCGUCUGGUGGAGAAGGAGAUCUUGGAGAAAGCAGUAAAAAGCACUUCUGACAACCGCAAGCUGUACAGCAAACGAUUAGAGGAUGGCGACCCCCUCCCAAAAUACGAAGAAAGCAACAUUGCCUUUUUGGAGAACUCUUCAUCGGACUCCAAACUUCCCCUGGUGCUAAGGAACCUUGACGAAGAAGACAUGGAUCCGGCUGAGCUCAAAAUCCAGGAGGCCCUCACAAUCUCCGAAUUCUCCGAAAAUGGCUACGUCAACAGAAAAGACUCUCUACUCAAUGGGACCAAGUCUGAAAGCUCUACCGUCCUCCCAGGGGAGGAAGCAACCAAAGACGCCAAAGAGAUUUCUGCGGAGCGCACCGAUGAGUCUAAAGUGCAAUUGUGAACUAUUUUUGACUUUGAGAUUUAGAAAGAAAUACAGAGUUUUUUUUCUCGAAACAGUGCAGUUUCAUUGCUGUGUUCACUUGUUAAGUUUUUGGCAGAUAAAGAUGUUGCUGCUUU